Molecule: messenger RNA, 10274 nt
Organism: Spirometra erinaceieuropaei
Lineage: Eukaryota; Metazoa; Platyhelminthes; Cestoda; Diphyllobothriidea; Diphyllobothriidae
Source: the annotation of a GenBank genome assembly
AUGGCCCCCCAUCCUCGUCAUCCGACGUCAGCUACUCCUUCCGUUCCUUACGAAAACGCGACACCAAAUGCCGGUAGUGCAGGAGUCACCUGGCCCACUUUGCGCUCUGCCACGCUGAUUGAUUGCAGCCCUUUUGAAGGGUCGGACAUUUGCAACAAUAAAUUUCCGUUUUAUACACUGACCUUGUUCGCCUCCGCAAACCGCCUUCCACAGGCUGACAACUCACGAAGUCGCGUCCUCUCCUCCCUCCUGACUGCCGCCAAAGAGGGCAAAUUGACGGGAAUCCUCGGUCGCCUUGGUGACCUGGGUGUCAUUCCGCAACGCUACGAUGUGGCCGUUUCCACCGCAUGCGGCGCACUGGAUCACAUUGUGGUUCAGACUAUGGAGGAGGCGCAGAAGGCUGUGGAGUUCCUCAAAUCCAACAACCUUGGCCAGGCCUCAUUUAUCGGUAAGUGUUGAUGUUUAGGUCGCUUCAACGUUUUAAAAACAACAAAGACUGACGAUUUCUGCGACUGGAGUGACACUGAGUCCAUUCUCCAAGACCAUAUUUUUGUUCGCUUGCGUUCGACAAGUCAUUCCCCCCCCACCAUGAAGCAAGGGACAUGAAAACCGAAGUAAGUUCGCCCCGAGCUCAACUUUGGUUCUCUAGGCGUCUCAGUAGCGGGAUGAACCCGAGGGUGAGCAUUUCUGUCCACAUUCCGGUUUCAAGGCCCCAGAGUCUUCUCCGAGAGUGAGUGACAUUCACCAGGUCGUUGUGGUCUUUGACGUAUCGAUCGGUGACCAUACUGCUUGAUUGGAUGCGCAAACAAAGACACGCUGAUAGAAGCGAACAGGCGAGUCCCAGGAAGCAGUUCAGAAGACGAAAGAGCGAUUAGUGGAACAAGAACUCUACUCGCCUGACGUUUCGGAUUCUCACUCAAACCCAUCAUCAGAGGCCGUCGCAGAUAAGGGUAAUGGUGACACAAGGAGUGCAGUGUUUAUAGCGCGUGGCUGCCGUGGGACCAUAUGCCUGCUGAAAUUAACAGCUCUCGCAAUCACCGCUGGGGUCAUAAUUGAUGCAAUGGAGUAAUCUUCCGGCUUCUCCGACGUAAUGGCUUUGUCCGCAAUUGCACCAGAUCCGGUAAACGACUCCUGACAUUUCCUGCCGUGGCAGUGGGUCUUUCGGCCGCAUGACUUAGCGCCUGGUGGUUGCCUCUGGCCCAUGUGCAAUCCCGACUCCAAGUGGAGUGAGAAGACAAUUGACGGAUUCCGAGACGUUCUUCACGUACGGAAGAGCCCGCCAGAAUUUGGGGUCGGUUGGAUUUGGUCUCUGGUGUCGUUUACGUUUGCACUGGUUGACAAAGUUGCCUGGCAAGCCGUUGGCUCUCAGUACCCAUCGAAGAUAUUGUAAUUCAGCAACCUUUUCUCCCAUUUCACUGCAGUGCGUCUCAACGCGCCCGUAUAGCGCCCUUACGCAACUGCGCUUGUGACCGAUCGGGUGGUUGCUGUUGAAGUUCAGUCGCUUUCCUGAACGCUGGACAUGAUCCACAAAUGCGUUUUCGUUAGGUUCGAGAGUUUACUUAUUUCAUAGGUCCCCUCCACCUAAAGCCCCACUGCCUAGCAGCUAAUAUAGUGAGUAUAGCACUAGAGAGUGAGGUAGAUGCUUUACAAGUCACCACUUCCGUCCCAGAAGGCUUCCUUCGUUCUAUAGGCUGAGCUCUGAUGCUGUUUCCCGGAGGUCUGCGUUGCUGGUAAGCUGGGAAACUCGCUCAGCACGUUCCGCCAACACGCUGAAGUCGCCUUCGCUGUCUCGGUUUUCCGUUUUUGCCGCCGGAAGAGGAAGUGGGUCCAACUCGCCAUAUCCGCUGACGCAGGUUUUCGGACGUGCAGAAGCGCUAGACUGAGCGUCAGUGAGACCAGCGCUAGAUCAGACAUGGUUACUUUUGUAUCAUGCAUGUCGUGUACCGGAAAACGGGCCGGAGAACAAAAUAUUUGGAUAAGCUCUUGUGUCUUUAGUUUAUGCCAGUAUGCGCAAGGUGUGGGACAAAAUUAGAGUUGCGACGUAAAAAAAGCAAAGGAAACAAGAGAGCGCCGAAUGCGCGCCCUGAUUUGCAGAGUCACUAGUCAUGACAGUGGGACUACCCACCCCUCUCUCUCAUCCCUCACCUGGGCCCGGUGUCAAGAAGAUCAUAGGCGAGAGAGAGAGGGCAGAGGUGGCUGGCACAGGAAGAGCCCGCACCUAGGCGUGCCACCACCACAUCCCCUGGUCCACGACAAACGCUUGACCAACAACGAAGACGGGUCAGAAAGACGAGAGGAUGGUACAAUUCACUGGGCAGCCAUGCACGCGAGAGCUAUGCGGGAGCGCAAGCGCAUCUACUGGCAGGGAACCAGGUGUCAGGGAACUGCCAAGCGCAGAUCAGGCUGCAAGGACCAUGGUUUGCUGAAUUAUUAGGGAUCGAUAGACAGACAUACGCGGGAGUUGGCAAGAGCACGCCACAGGGGCGCGUUUACACGUUCGCCCUCGAUGUGCAGGCCAGUUUUCCAACCAGGAUAGCUACUGGACGACCUGUCUGUUAGAGAAUGUGUUCAAUUUUUGUUAUACCCGCAACCUUUAUAUGGUUUCGGCUCGUCCGGAUUGCCGACGACUGUGUUUGUAGUUUGGUUGAUGAGUGGGUGUUACCGUGGUUGAUGUCACGGUGUGUUAUGGGGCAAACUCAACAUGUGCCACCACAAGGGAAGGGAACAGUGUUAAUAUUCUCCAGAUACUUCUUUAUGCAAUGCUGGUUUAUUCACCUGAAUAGACACACCCUAGGUGGAAAGUUGUCAGAAGGCAGUCUGAAUAACUCAAAUAUUUUUUUGUAGUUCUAUAAAAUUAAACGGCAAGAUUACCUAAGCGGAACGGAAAACUGAUAAGUAGACAUACGUUCGAGGUGGCCAGACGAGCAGUCUGACUAAUGACACCCACUUGUGGUGAUUCGUUCAAACACGAACGCGAACAAGGAGCUAUCGGAAUCGACGAAUGAAAGUGCAGAAACAGGCGGAACGUGAUUAUGGUAAAGGCCAUCCACUAAUAAACAUUUAGUAACAGAUAAAUUCACUUUGGCCCAACUGGGAAAAACUCAGUUCCUUGGUUGGAUUCGAGCCCACGACAGCAAGGUGAAGGCUUUAGUACAGCCAAAGCUCUAACCAUCUGAGCUACUAGGCCCCACCGGACUACGCGAGUUUAUCACAUUUGGGUCAAGUUUGCCCGCCCAACUUACUGCAACGUCUGGAAUCCACCAAAUCUGAUACAGUAAGCUGACUGCUCAAACAGGAUUUCCCAAGUACAAUUGACUCAAAGUGGAUUAUUUGAAAUCUGUCCUAACACCUAUGAAUUACGUGAGCCUAGUAGUCAUCUGGCGGAUUCUGGAUGUAUUACUCGGGAAAUCCUGCUUGGGCAGUCAGCUUACUGUAUCGGACUUGGUGGAUUCCAGACGUUGCAGUAAGUUGGGCGGGCAAACUUGACCCAAAUGUGAUUAAACUCGAGUCGUCCGACGGGGCCUUGUAGCCCAGGCGGCUAGUGUUGGCUGUACUAAAGCCUUCACCUUGCUGUCGUGGGCUCGAAUCCCACCGAGGUACCGACUUGAGGGAUGUGCCAUUAGAUACAAUUCUUUAAGAACAGCAAAUUCACCAUGCUCAGGAUUUGUGGACUGUUGCAUUUCUUAUUGACGACCGAGAUUAUGUCGGUGUCCACUUCUUUACUACUGGACAGCCAUAUUACGACCUUGAUUGUCUGUUGGAGUAAAGGGGGACAAUGGGGGGUCAUUUUUUGUGUUUGUUUGAGAGCGUCGGUUGAUGCCUUCCGCUCAGAUUUUCAGCGGGUUGUUAAGGCAUUGUUGUAAGGCGGGUUGUAAGUGCGUUAUCCAGCUCCUGCGAACCAGCGAGUACACAAUCGGUGCCUCGGUGGGAUUCGAAUCCACGACGAUAGGGGUAAGGUUUCAGUACAGCCAACGUUCUAGCCACCUAAGCAGCACAUUUCGAUUAAACUCGCGUCUUCCAGUGGGGCUUCGCACCUCCGAUGGCUAGAACGUUGACUGCACUAAAGCCGUGCCCUUGCUCUUGUGGGUUUGAAUCCCACAGAGGCGCCGAAUUUUUCACAUAUGGAUCAGUAUGAAUUAUUCGAAAUCUGCCAAAGCAUCUAUGAAUCAUGGUCCUUGCUGAGGCGACUGGGCAAUCAGUCACGUGUACCGCGCAUCCGUCCGGCCAGUCCUUCUGUACGGCUGUGAAUGUUGGACUGUGCGUGUGAUGUGAUGUAUUGGCCACCACUGUUUGAGGACCAUUCCUCGAGUGAAGUACAUUCUCAAAUAAGACAGUCCUCACUCGCUGCGACAAUAUCGGAAGGAUAAGCCUGGCCAUUCAUAAAAGAGGGCCGAGGUGGUUUGGACACGUUUUGUGCCGUACUUGCUUACUUUGUACGGCUGCGAUCAUGCCUGAUCUAGCCGGCCUCGAUGAUGUCGCGAACUGUACACCUCUCCACGCGUGGUUAUCCGCGGCAGCAGAUCUGGACAGCUCAAUCCAUUCCCUUUGCCAACGACGUAGACCGAAUACCGAAGGUCCAAGAACCACCUCCAUGUCUUGACGAACUGUGUCGAGCCAGGCUUUGAAUUGACGCCCUCUUCGACGCCUCCAAUGGAGUAGCGGUGCCGGAUCGAGGGCGGUAACAUUGAGCUCCUGAGGCGGACGACGGAGAACAUGCCCGAACCACCUCAGUCGUCUUUCUUGGAUGGUCUGAGUUAUCCUUACGGUGUUGUCGCAGCGAGCGCAGGCUGUCUCACUUGAGACGAAGUCGGUGAACUUCACUCUAACGAUGGUCCUCAAGCAGUGGUGGUCAAAUACCUCCAGUUUUCGCUCGUCCUCCACGCGCAAAGCCCAGCAUUCACAACCGUAGAGAAGGACAGACCGGACAGAUGCACGGUACACGCGAAUCUUAGUGGUGUUGGAGAGGUCACGUCGGAUCCAUAGGCAUUUCCGAGGGUCGUCUACCUCAGGAGCCAGCUGCGACAAUAUCGCAAGGAUAAGCCAGGCCAUUCAAGAAAGACGACUGAGGUGGUUUGGGCACGUUUUGUGUCGUCCACCUCAGGAGCCCAGUGUUACUGCCCUCGAUCCUGCACCGCUAUCCCAUUGGAGGCGUCGAAGAGGGUGUUAACAAUUAGUCAAGGCAUGGAAGUGGUUCUUGGACCUUCGGUAUUCGGUUUCCGUCGUUGGCGAAGUGCAGGAGUUGACAUGUCCAGAUCUGCUGUACAUCGUCACGCGUGGAGAGGUACAGUUCGGGACAUCCGCGAGGCCGGCCAGAUCAGGCAUGAUCACAGCCGUAGCAAGUACAAGCUUAAGUACAAAUUAUAUGUUCCUUCCAGAUGCACACGUUAACUGGUUGCAUUUUUUUAAUUUUCCCAAAGGUCUGGACAAAAUGAAGCGAUGGGAGGUGGAGUCCGCUAAACCAUUCAAGGGUCCGACCCCCUCGGCCCAACGACUUUUCGACUUGGUAGAGGUUUCCCAACCAGCAGUGAAGCCCUGUUUCUAUUUUGGCCUCCGUAACACCCUGGUUGCUGAGACUUUGGACGUGGCUACUGACUGGGCCUUCAAACACCCCGUCCGAUUUCGUGUGGUCACGUUGCAGGUGGGUUGUUCUAUUUACUUUUUCAUAUUAUCUGAAUGCUGUCAUGAAAUCGGAAAAUUCCUCGACGUUGAAAGUGUGACUUAUCCAGUUGCUCUUUCUGCUUUCAGGGCCAACUGAUUGAGACGUCCGGUGCCAUGACCGGUGGCGGUGGCCGCCAACUCUCCGGCCGAAUGACCACGGACGUGUCCAGAGCUAGGCAGGCUCGCCGUAGUAUGUCCGAGUCAGUGCUUACUGAAGAGGGCCUGUCUGCGAAAGAGCGCCAACUGGCGAACAAGGAGGCCGAAUUGGGGCAAUUACGUAGUAAGCGUGAGUGGUUGGAGGAGAAGGUGACCCACCUGCAACGCCAGGUCGUAGACGCUGAGCGCAACAUGGCCAAGUGGCAGGUUCGUUCUUGCAGCUUAACCAGAUUUCGUCAGUGAACAUAUACAGCUACUUAAUACGAUUUGAGUAAGUAUGUAUUUGCCUUUGAACAGGCGGAGAUUGUGCGCCUGCGAGAAGAGGCCGAGGCGUUGACACGUGAGGCUGAACAGGCUGAGAAGCGCGCCGCUAAUGCCGGACCUUCCAAGGCAGAAAGGGAGAAAUUGGAGGCUAACGUCGCCGCGCUGUCUAAAGAGAACGCAAAGAAGGCCGCUAAAGCAGAAAAACUGCGAGAAGAGGUAGACGAGCUGAAAACAAAACUCAUGGAGGCCGGUACGGCACGCUUGGCUACAGUCCGCUCCCGAGUGGCACUUGUUGAAAAGAAAAUUAAGGAGGUAUUCACACUUUUUCCAAGAACGCAUUUUUGAAGUACCCAAGCAAUGCUUGUCACACCUUAAAUUUGAAUUCCUGAUUCCUAUCCAACAUUCCUGUUUAGGUAGCCGACCAGUUCACAAAACUCGAGGUCGAGAUAAAGACGGCUCACCGGAACGAAGCCAAAACCCAAUCCAAGAUUGAAACGUUAGAGAAGGAAGUCGAGUCUCUGAAGGAAAAACUCACAGAAAAUGAGGCGCAGCUUGUGGAAAUCGAAACAACUGCCAAGACCUGCAUGACUGAGUUUCAAGCCAUUCAGCAGGAGGUGCGUCCCGAUAUUCAUAGUCAUUUAAAGCAGCUACUUAAUUGGUCUUAAGUAGGCAACAUCAUUAAACUUUAUCUUAUUUUGCAGAUUACGGCACUGGGCGAGGAACGCGAGAAGAUCAAUGCACAGAUCGGAGAAGUGGAAACUGGACUGGCAGCUGCGAAGAAGGACGAGGGCGUGGUCCAGCGUAAGGCUGAGGACAUCCGUAGUCAGGCAAAGGAGGCAGCCGCCCGCGCCAGAGCCUGGCAAAUGAAGCUGCGUGGUCUGCGACUUAACAAAGUCGAUGAUGAUGAUGAUGAGGAGGAGGAAACGGCAGAGGCGGAAUCAGCUGACACAGAAGGAGAUCUUAGUCAGUCCCUAGUUUCUGGGGCAAACCAAUCACAGGACACUUCACAGCAUGACCCACUGUCCUUCCUCGGAUCUUCCAAGGACACCAAACUGCCCACAUAUACCGACGAACAGUUGGCAGGUAAGGCUGUGAAAUGCGCCUAAACGCAGGCUCAUGUUCUUUAUACUGCACAUUUCAAUAGCUGUUCAACCACACGGGCAAUUCUGGUGUUAUGGUUUGGUCGUCGACCGGAACUUUGAGCCCAGACUGAUAAAGUAUUACGAAUUUUAAGGUUGGACAUCUUUCCACUAGUUAUAGUCAGUUUACGUCCUACAGUUUCCGUGAUUUCGUUUAAUCUGCCUUUGAAAAGAAAGGAGAUAGUCAUUGCGCGGUUGUCCUGUAGGACAGACUCGAUGUGUCGCAUUCGCUGAUACAGUUCAAGCUUCUGUGGACUUCUGUUGGCAGUGUGUGCUCAUCCGCAGCCCAUGCACUUUCGGGAAUGUUUGAUUCCUGCCCUAAUUCGGACAGUAGGGACCUGUUGCACGUUUAUCCAGACAGAGGUUGCCUUUGUAACUGAAUGACCACAUGUUUACCAAAGACCACACCGUCUUCCGACUGAUGCGGCUGAUCGAAAAUGCAUAGUUUUCAAUUUUUGUCCCCAGCUUGUGCUUCACUUCCACUUUUGUGAGACUGUUGAUCCUUCUCCUUUUGUCCAUGAUCUGUUUCCUCUUUUUCCGCAGAAAUGAACAUUAAUGAGGCGGAGUUGAAGAAACUCGAAUCACAGAUUGCGUCCAUGUCGCCCAACAUGGCUGCCAUACAGCAGUAUAGGAAUAAAGUGGACCUCUACCUCAGUCGGGUGGCUGAACUCGAUCAUGUGACUGAUCUGCGCAACGAGCAGCUUCGACAAGAGGCGGAAGCCAAGGGGACACGCCUGUCUGAAUUCAUGGCGGGUUUCAAUGUGAUCACCACCCGUCUGAAGGAGAUGUACCAGCUAUUGACGCAGGGUAAGUUUGUCGUCUCUCCCUCGAUUGUUGUUUUUUAUUUCUUCCAGUCGGUUACGACAUGCACUCUUUCUGUUCUUUAUUGCUCUUCUUCUUCGCAUACCACCAGUGACGUCAUCCGCCCCUGUAGUCCAUUGUAUCGCAAACCAUAUCGUAUCGUUGGCAGAUAGGCCGACACCAAUUGCUGCCCAUGUAACGUUCCGUUUUAGGGCAGCCUGCGUAUUCGCGGGUGGAUGUGUGAGGAUCCGUACUCCAGGAAAUAAUGCGGUCAGAUGGUUUAAAAAUUUACUUAAGUUCGUCGGUGGGGAAUGAAUCAUUCGUCGAGCUUACUGUCGACUUGUUACGAGUUGGUAAUUCACGGCCGUUGGUUAGUCGGUAUUGGAGAUGACAGUGCACCGCGCGGUGAUUAAGUGGACGGUCCACUUGACGAGUCCGGAGUGCGGGCCCAUAGUAUCUGCAUUUGUGACGACACAUUGCCAGUAGCUGGUGAUCUCGAUUGACGGCACAGUGGAAGUUAUAAUAUGCCCCCGAGGCACGAGUCAUUGCUUACGUCGACCCUUCGAAGAUCAGCUGUCCGCCAAGGCCACCUUCCGGAGUUAUAGAGAAGGGUGACUCUGACUGCAGUCACUUACACUGAAGUGAUUAUCUGCUCCUUAACGUACUAUGCGACAUCGGGGCUCAUGCAGAGGUUACAGAAUCAUUCUCCGUGAAAGCUCCACGCAAAGUAUGGGAUAGGCAAACUUCACAUAACAUAACUUGCCUACCUAAAUCAAAUAAGUAGGCAUAGCAUGCAACCUAAAUAUAGAUCAGCAUAUCCAGAGUCAUGGUUCAGAACGCCCGCACAGUCCAAUCCACGAACAGGGUCUUUUAAAAACACGAUGGGAAAGGGGAGAGUCAGGCUACCGCGGAAAACGCGUACCAAUCAGGGGACUGGGAUUACCAGGUUUUCCCUCCGCUCGCAGGGUAGCAACAUUGUGUCCUGGUUGUUUGUACAUGAACAAGUACUGAGAAGUCAACUGCUGUAGAGAGUUUCUUUACUUUGUCAAGUGCUCAACUGGCCUGACCUUUACAUUCACACACGAAUGCGUAAAUUUGGAUCAUUAAAGGCAAUUUGAAGUAGUAAGCAUUCAUUCCUAAAUCGUGUUUCUGGCAGGAGAUUAAUGUGGCGGUUUAAGCUUCCACAAAACAGUCCUCACGCAAGAUUACGUCUAGAUUUCAACCAGCGAAAUAUUGUGGAUCUAAAGAACUGAGCCGAUUUGCUUCUUACGCCCUGUAAGCCUCAGCUUCACGGCUGCAGCUGGGCGUACUAGGUUUUGUCACCAGCCUGAAGGCCCGGCCUGCUCGUGUUGGCUUUGAGUAGGCAGCCACUUGCACAGGGUACACCUAUUGCAUUUCGGCAACUGCACACGCGCAACUGAUGUUGUUGUGACUUUCUUACGCCAUUGAACGGAGACAGAUCUCCUUGUUAGAUUUCACUUCAGUAUGAUCCCUCCCAACAUCUCCCCUGUGCCAACCCGUCCCCUUUCUGUUCCUUCAGGUGGCGACGCAGAGCUAGAGCUCAUUGACUCGCUGGAUCCCUUCUCUGAGGGCAUAGUUUUCAGCGUGCGGCCACCAAAGAAGACCUGGAAGAGCAUCGCCAAUCUCUCGGGUGGAGAGAAGACUCUUUCCAGCCUGGCCCUCGUCUUUGCCCUGCAUCACUUCAAGCCAACACCCCUUUACGUGAUGGAUGAGAUUGAUGCAGCCCUGGACUUCAAGAAUGUCUCCAUUGUGGGCAAUUACGUGAUGGAACGCACCAAGGAUGCUCAGUUUGUUAUCAUCUCUCUGCGCAACAAUAUGUUCGAGCUGGCCGAUCGUCUGGUCGGAAUCUACAAGACGCACAACAUUACAAAGGCCAUAUCUGUGGACUGCCACGUGCUGGCUCAGCGGCUGAACCAAGCGGUGAGCAAGGUGCGUGGUCACCAGUCGAAACAGCAGCAGCAGCAACAGCAGCAGCAGCGGUGGCCGCUGGCAGCGACGUCAGCAUCCUUGCCACCGCCACCUACUACUGUUGGCGUGCCGGGUGACUCGCUUGCUGCGACAGACGGCGCAGCUAUCGCUGCGACCACUGAUGCCCCCAUUUUCUUGGGUCCUCGGGGAGACGUCGCCAACUCGGAAGCAGAGAACGAACCACCGAACGAGAAUGAGGCGCAACUCCCCGGAACCGCUGAAGACGAGGGCGUCGAUUCAGACACCCCGAUUGUUGAACUCUAUUAG